Molecule: messenger RNA, 1254 nt
Organism: Trypanosoma theileri
Lineage: Eukaryota; Euglenozoa; Kinetoplastea; Trypanosomatida; Trypanosomatidae
Exons: 1
Coding region: 1-1254 (417 amino acids)
Source: RefSeq, a predicted model, not a curated record
AUGAUGAUGAUGAUGGGCCGUGUGAUGUGUGUGUUGGCCGUUGUGCUGUGCUGCGCCUGCGGGUAUACCAUGACGGCUGCUGCUGCUGUUGAUAAUGACAGUCCCAGUGGCCGUGGUGUAUCCCGUGGGGCUGUGGAGGUGUCGUGUGCGGCCGGCGGUGCGCUGCGUGUACGCCCCGCUGCUGAGAGCGAGUGGCUUACAUGCGGUGCGGGCAGCCGUGUGUCUGCAUGUGGGAAGUACGCAGACCUCUGCCGCCAGCGUACCGCAAGAGCAGCAAGAACAACAACAACCAUUGAUACUACUACUAAUGGACAGCUAAAGGCGGUGAUGGCUUAUAUGGGUAGUACCAGGGUUGAUGUCCCUGAAUUUACUCCUAAACGGUGGCAGCAGAUCGAAGAGCACAAGAAGAGUAAGAAUAACGACCAUACACGUCUUACUACCGAAGAGGCAGUAAAACUAGAUAAAGAGUUAACUCAAAAGGAAAUGCGUGAAAAGGAAAAGCAGGCUGAACAGCUAAAGCAAAAACAACAAGAACUAGCUGAAAAGGAAGAAAUGGCAGGAAGGCUAACUGAACAACAAGAACAAGAAAGACGGGAGUCAAAGGAUCAUGAACGUUCACUUCAACAGACGAAGGACACACGGGAGAAUGAAAACCUGGUUCAAGAAGACAGUGAGGUGGCCCGCCCAUCAGUUCCUGCUGUAGGUGAGCCAGAGUCAACUCCUGUUGUAACUACAGCUACAGAUCCUUUACCUACAAAAGCUGCAGAGUCACACAGUACACCAGAAGGUUCAACUGAAUCAGAAAGAACUGAAAAUCCACCAACACGGGAACACUCAACUGAAGGGGUUGAUACCAAACAAACAAACCCACAAACACAGUCUGAAAAUACCACAACAAGUUCAGAAGAAACAAAUACUACUACUCCGCCGAGCACCGAGAAUACUGUCAGUGAAGUAUCAACCGCGACUCCUUCUCGUGACUCUAAUCUUACCACGCAAUCUACUGCAACUGAUGAUGUGACUGCCGCACCAAACUCAACAGAAACAAAUACCACUACUCCUCAGAGCACCGAGAACACCACCACAGAAGCACUGACCAACACUCCAUCUCCUGUACCCGACCCACAGAUCAGCAACAUCGCCCCCACAGUACAGAACAAGGCUAAUGUUGACAGCAGUGUCAGUCCUGUGUGGAUAUGCACUGCUGCACCGCUGCUGAUUGUGGCUGUGUUGUUCUCCGUUACCGUGUGUUGA